Messenger RNA from Arabis nemorensis, 1116 nucleotides. The record is from the annotation of a GenBank genome assembly. NCBI's taxonomy places the organism in Eukaryota, Viridiplantae, Streptophyta, Magnoliopsida, Brassicales, Brassicaceae.
AUGACAAAAACUGGGUCUAAUUCUAAUCACAACCAUCAUGACGAUGGUUUUGGUAAGACCAACAACAAUAACAACCCUAGUACGAGGUCUUGGGGAACGGCGGUUUCAGGUCAAUCGGUGUCUACUAGCGGCAGUAUGGGAUCGCCGUCUAGUCGGAGCGAGCAAACCGCAACCGUGGCUACGUCGGCUAGUGACAGUACUUUUAUCCGUUUGAACAAUUUGGAAAUUCAAGGUGAUGAGGCUGGUUCUCAAGGAGCUUCUGGUGGUAAGAAGAAGAAGAGGGGACAGCGUGCGACUGGUCCAGAUAAAAGUGGAAGAGGGUUACGUCAAUUUAGCAUGAAAGUUUGUGAAAAGGUGGAAAGCAAAGGAAGAACAACUUACAACGAGGUUGCGGACGAGCUUGUUGCUGAAUUUGCACUGCCAACUAACGAUGGGACAUCCCCGGAUCAGCAACAGUAUGAUGAGAAGAACAUAAGAAGAAGAGUAUAUGAUGCUUUAAACGUCCUCAUGGCUAUGGAUAUAAUUUCCAAGGAUAAAAAAGAGAUUCAAUGGAGAGGUCUUCCUCGGACAAGCUUAAGCGACAUUGAAGAAUUAAAGGCCGAACGACUCUCACUCAGGAACAGGAUCGAAAAGAAAACUGCAUAUUCCCAAGAACUGAAAGAACAAUAUGUAGGCCUUCAGAAUCUGAUACAGAGAAACGAACACUUGUAUAGCUCUGGAAAUGCUCCUAGUGGCGGUGUUGCUCUUCCAUUUAUCCUCGUCCAGACUCGUCCUCACGCGACAGUAGAAGUGGAAAUAUCAGAAGAUAUGCAGCUCGUGCAUUUCGAUUUCAACAGCACUCCAUUCGAGCUCCACGAUGACAAUUUUGUCCUCAAGACGAUGAAGUUUUGCGAACAGCCGUCAUUGAACAACGGCCACAAUAACAGCCAGGUUUCUUCUCACACUUUUGCACCGGAAAACCAUAACGAAGGCCCUAGCACCGGUCCAGCGCCACCACAGCCAACAGAUAUGUACCAGUCUCAUCCUCAACCACCACAACAUCCUCCUUCCGCCACUGAUUCUGCUCCGGUAACAUCACAGCCUCUUCCCGAGUCCCGUGUGAAGCCGGAGAAUUGA